Molecule: messenger RNA, 1086 nt
Organism: Ostreobium quekettii
Lineage: Eukaryota; Viridiplantae; Chlorophyta; Ulvophyceae; Bryopsidales; Ostreobiaceae
Source: the annotation of a GenBank genome assembly
AUGCCCCGCCCGGUGACCUCCCCCCUGACGCGCCUCCGCGCGCCCCUGCCUCAUGGCAAUCGACUCUUCCCGGAUUUGAGCAAGGCAUCGCGGCUGGCGGGGCGCCACAUGCGCGCUCCGGCGGCGUCUGCGGCCGAGCUGCAUGAGGCCGAGGAGGUGAAGGGCAUCCGGGUGCUGCCGGGCGAGGAUGAGGACAUCCCCGGGGUGGAGUACCUGGUGGGAUGGAAGGACGGCGAGGCGGACACCUGGGAGCCGGCCAUCAACCUGUCGGACGACCUGAUACGGGACUUCGACGAGGGCUGGUGGGAGGCGUGCAAGAAGGCGGACAAGGAGGCCAUAGGGAAGAUGCUGCGCGCGGGAGGGCCCACCCUGGCCAAGGUGGUUGAUGAGGAGGGUCGAUCUGCUCUGCAUUUCGCCGCUGCACUGGGAUCUGUGGAUAUCGUCCGUAUGCUCCUGGCAUAUGACGCCGACCCGAAUUUGGGCGACAAAGAGGAGUACACCCCUCUGCACAUGGCUGCUGGGUACCUGCACGUGCCAGUCGUCCAGUUGCUGCUGGAGGCCGGGGGAGACCCAGAGUACACAGAUGACUCUGGUCGCACACCCCUGACACUGCUUAUCAGCCUCAGGGACAAUCUUCCUGCUGACAACCCCAUGAUGGUGGCCAGGCGAAUGGCCCUAGAACAGGGGAUAGCUUGCCUCCAGGGCAACCUCUACGAAGACCUCGAGCCAGUGGCAAUCCUGCUGGAUCGAGAGACGGGGCCCGAGAGGGAGUUUCUGGUGCAAUGGCCAGAUGACGUUGAGGACACCUGGGUGCCGCUGUCCGACAUGGCAGAAGACGUGGUCCGAGACUACGACCAGGGACUGGAGUACUGCGAGCCAGAGGCAAUAGUGGAUGUCCGUUCCAAGGGGGACGAAAGGGAGUAUCUGCUUCGGUGGAAGGACGACUACCCCGACAGCUGGGAAGCGGAGGAGAAUGUGUCGAGUGUGCUGAUCGAGGAGUGGGAGGAGAGCAGGAGAGGGCAAGGCGGCAAGGGGUCGCCCAACAAGGCAGCCCAGCCAGCUGAGUUGCAGCCAGCGGUGGCCUGA